This is a messenger RNA of Vicia faba (fava bean), 1104 nucleotides long. NCBI's taxonomy places the organism in Eukaryota, Viridiplantae, Streptophyta, Magnoliopsida, Fabales, Fabaceae. The record is from the annotation of a GenBank genome assembly.
AUGGAUUCUCUGCUAGCAACCUACGCCUCUUCUGACGAAGACGAAGACCACCACCAACCAAUCCCAUCCAAAACGACACCGUCUUCUUCCUCCCUCUCCUCCUCUCUUCCUCCACCCAAAUCAUCUCUCUUCAACUUUCUUCCUCCUCCCAAACAGCCCUCUUCCGACACACUUUCUUCUACUCCCGGAAUCUCUUCCCUCCCUAAACCUAAAUCCCAAAUCCACGAAAAACCCAAAAGAGUCGUUCAAUUCAAACCCCCAAUCAUUCCUUUACCAAAGCCCAAUCUUGAAGACGAUGAAGAUGACGACGAUGAAGAAGAAGAACGAAACAGAAGAAGAAAGUUGGAGUCUUCCAUUCAAACUCCAUCCGUGAAAUCAUUCUUGUCCACCAUUCCCGCACCUAGAAAUUCUUCCACUCUUGGUAUUCAAUCAAUCUCUGGCUCUGGCAGAAGAUCCAUCCUUGAAACCACCACACCAGCUCCAGCACCGCGGCCAAGUUCCGGUGGUGGUUCUAUCGGUUCAGUCACCGCAACCGCAGAGAGUAAUGUUCAUGAAGAUCAAAAUGGAACGGAUUAUGAAAAUUAUGAAAAUUACCAAUAUGCCACUGACCAGUAUGAUAGUUAUGGGAAUUACCAAUAUGCAACUGAUCACCAUUAUGAUAAUUCUGGUGCUAGCACUGGCACUGCUUCUAACGGUGAUGGAUAUGCAAAUUAUGGUGCCUACGAGGGUUAUGGACAGUAUGAAAAUAAAUGGGUUGAUAGGUCGGAUCCAUCAGCUCCGGAGGAUUCUGGGAUUAGUGAGAGUGUGUUGAAGUUUACUGGGAAGAGAGGUAGGAAGGAGGUUCCUGUGGAAGUGAUUGAAGUGAAGCAAGAUGAGUUGAUGAAGAACAGACCAAGAGAGGAUAAAGCUAAGCUUACUGGGUUAGCUUUUGGACCUUCUUACCAGCCUGUUUCAGCAAAGGGAAAGCCUUCAAAGCUGAUGAAGAGAAAGCAUCAAAUUGGUUCAUUGUACUUUGAUAUGAAACAAAAUGAAAUGAAACUCGCCGAGCGCCGUUCUAAGGGCAUGCUUACCAAAGCUGAAACACAAGCGAAAUAUGGAUGGUGA